This is a messenger RNA of Papaver somniferum (opium poppy), 1358 nucleotides long. RefSeq names its product protein RKD5-like. Bases 700 to 1197 code for a protein of 165 amino acids. Gene Ontology annotation, molecular function: DNA-binding transcription factor activity. The transcript has 6 exons. The record is from RefSeq and is a predicted model, not a curated record. Lineage: Eukaryota; Viridiplantae; Streptophyta; Magnoliopsida; Ranunculales; Papaveraceae.
UUUUUGCAUUUGAUUUUUUUCUUCCAUUGUUGAAUGCCCGUCUCAAGCACCAAAUAUUUGGUGCUCGAGGAUUACAGGGUUUUUGUGGCUUCUUUCUCUCUAGACUGUACGGAGGCCAUUGGUGCGUGCACAAGUUUGUGCCACCAAUCGCCUCGCAAAAUCGAUAAUGGCAUAGAAAGAGAGUGGGAGAGGGAUUCUGUAAUUGCCUUGAAUUUGUAGUAACAGCGAUGGGGGAUGUGACAAUGCCGGGUUGUUCAUAUGCAGAAGAAGAACCACUCGAUGUUGCGGGGUUGUUUCACGAAAAUAACCCAACUUUGAAUCUCGAUGACGAAAACCCUGUUAUGAACCCUGACAAUGGUGUUGAGGGUGAAAAUCCCGAGUAUGCUGGUGAUGAAGUUGAGCCGAAUUUUGUUGCUCCAAUUCCGGUUUGGCCUCCUGCCCAGACUCCGUUCAAUUGUAGUUACUGUCAAGUUCUACGAGAAAUCAUCCACCAAAAUGUAUGAAGCUUGAGAUUCAUGGAAGAAUUGGUAUUAUAAGCCAUGCUAUUCACGACUAAUGCUAUCAAUGAACCUCCUACUGUGAACCAUCAAAUGGUCGAUUUCACAAUGCAAAGCAUGGAGAGCGUGAAGCAGUUCAUAAUUGAAUACUGUCAGAACCGUACUCAAGAAGGAUAUGUUUUAGUGCAAGAUCCAUUAUGCUAUGGACUCAACUGGUUCAAUAACGUCCAACCAGAUGAACCCAACCCUCCCCCAUAUACUACAGAGGCACAUCGACCUCGAGCAGAGGAAGAAAAUCAAACUCCAGCUGAUACGAAUGACAAUGACGCUACAACUCCUAGGCCCUAAGCCUGAUCAAGCGACACAGAAGCGAAAGGUUAAGGCAUUAACGCUAAACGACCUGACCAGAUGGUUUCACGUUACCAUAGUCCAAGCAGCCAAAGAACUACAAUUGUCCCCAACGGCAAUCAAGCAUAAAUGCCCGGAAUUUGGGGUGGAACGAUGGCCAAGUCGAACGGUAGAGAGCUACAAUAAAAAAAUACUGAUCUUGGAAAAAAGUAUAAGAGAGGGAACCAGUAAACCAAAUGCAAGCAGGGAGAUGGAGAAUUUAAGAGAAAAGCUUGACGACAUUUAUUCUUGCCGGCCGGAAAGGGACGGCGUGUUGCCGGCAGCAAGGGGUCGGAGAAGGACGCCGCCAUAGUUAGCAAUAACAUGAAUUUUCACAUUGGCAGUUCAUAUGUCAUGACAUUUACAAUUUUCUCUGCACGUUGUGAAUGGCUUGUAAGAAUGAUGCAACUGGAAAUGGGUUAGUAACAGAUUUUUUCAUUGCUGCUUUGAAUAAAAAGAAAAAACAUUACCGGA